Cokeromyces recurvatus is the source of this 1603-nucleotide messenger RNA. RefSeq lists its product as uncharacterized. Gene Ontology annotation, molecular function: mRNA binding. The record is from RefSeq and is a predicted model, not a curated record. The coding region runs from base 86 to 1273 and encodes 395 amino acids. Gene Ontology annotation, cellular component: cytoplasmic stress granule. The transcript is spliced from 10 exons. Gene Ontology annotation, biological process: regulation of mRNA stability; cytoplasmic stress granule assembly; nuclear-transcribed mRNA catabolic process, nonsense-mediated decay. Lineage: Eukaryota; Fungi; Mucoromycota; Mucoromycetes; Mucorales; Mucoraceae.
CUUUGUUUUUUUUCUACCCUCUUCGUUCUUUUUUUUUUUUUAAGAAAAAUUAUUUGCAUUUUUUUUUUGUUAAUUUUUAUUCAACAUGUCAAUGUCUAAUGCCGAGAUUAAUCAAAACAAUGCACACAUGGAGGAAAUGAAUAGUAAUCCUGCCAAUACCAUUUAUGUUGGUAAUCUUGACCAGAGAGUUACUGAUACAAUGUUACACGAGAUUUUUGAGACUAUCGGUCCCGUCGUCAAUGUCAAGAUUGUAAAUGUUAGAAGACAUAAUUCAUAUGCAGGUGUCAAUUAUGCUUUCGUAGAAUAUACUGACCCAAGAUAUGCUGAACAAGCUAUUCAAGAUAUGAAUGGUAGAAAGAUUUUUAACUUUGAAAUUAAAGUGAAUUGGGCUCAGCAGUCCAAUACAAACAAAGAAGAUACUAGCAAUCAUUUUCAUGUUUUUAUUGGUGACCUUGCACCUGAAAUUACAGAUGAAGCACUUGUACAAGCCUUUUCAGUUUUUGGAUCCAUGUCUGAGGCACAUGUUAUGUGGGAUGCUCAUACUGGAAAAUCAAGAGGUUUUGGAUUUGUUGCAUUUAGAGAUAAAUCUGACGCUGAACAAGCUAUUGCUACUAUGAAUGGUGAAUGGUUAGGAUCUAGAGCGAUUCGUUGUAAUUGGGCAACUCAAAAAGGCCAAACAGCUACACCUGCCCCUCAGCCUGGUCAACAAUUGCCUUUUGAAAUCGUUAUUCAACAAACACCUUCCUAUGUUACUAGUAUUUAUGUUGGCAAUUUACCUCCUAAUGUUAAUCAAACUGAAUUAAUUCAGCCUUUCCAAAGAUUUGGAUAUAUUCAAGAAGUUAAACUUCAAGCUGAACGUGGAUUUGCUUUUAUAAAAAUGGAUACUCAUGAAAAUGCUGCUAAUGCUAUUGUUCACUUACAGAACAUGCUUAUUAAUGGUAAUCCUGCCAAGCUUUCUUGGGGUAAAGAUCGACCUCCACAGGGCUGGCAAAAUUAUGGUGGAUAUCAACAACCUCAACAAAAUUGGAAUAAUUCAGCACAAUAUCGAGGACGUAACCAUCAUCUUCCUCCACAACAAAAUCUCUUUCGUGUCGCUCCUCCCCCACAAAUGACGAAUGGUUAUGGUUUCCAUCCUAAUCCUGCUGCUAGUCUUGACCCUCAUAGUGGUUCUGCUAUUUCUGCUGCUCAAUGGAAUCAACAAGCUGCUAUUGCUGCUGCUCAACAUCAAAAACAAUUAUAUGAACAAUAUAGUGCUAAUCCAAACAACAUUUAAAAUAUACAAAAUAAAAAUAUAUAAAUACAGUAUAAAAAAACAUAUAUAAAUAUAUACGUAUACAUGUUUAUAUAUCAUUCUUGUUUCAUGUAUGUAGAUUUUUUCCGUUCAAGCCUAAGAAUCUCUCUUUCUUUCUCUCCCUUCCUUUGUGAAUAAAAGCGCGAUAAUUCUUUUGUACUUGCUUAUUAAAUCAUCCUUAUUUCCUUUAUGACUUUUUUUUUCCCUCAAAACUUACAUUUAUGAUAAAAGGAAACAAGUCCCUUUGUUUAUCAAUUAUUGGCUACUACUUUAUUCUCUUGGAAAUAAUUCUACUGAUAAAGUAUAAUAAAG